AUGGACGACGACUGCGAUAGAAAGGAACGAAUGGCAAAUGUACUGACGUCCGCACAACUCGUGAAGAUGGACCGCCCAAGUGCUGAAGAAAUAUCGGUAGCUGUGCUUCCGAUUGGAAACGUCGGUCUCCUUUUGAGCUUGAGAAGCCCUGCUGGAUGCUUAAAUAUUCCGCUGUACAUCGCAGUUCAGUAUCCAAGAACAACUCUCAGCCACGGUGAGGCGGCCGUUUGCCAGACAUCCGGAGUAGUACGGAGUGCUAGCUGUCCACCGCCAACUUAUGUCUACAGCGGUAGUCAAGAGAGCACUUCUCAUGACACCGCUACUCAAGCCGCUAAGGAAGCCGUCUUCAACAUGCUCUACCAGUAUCAGGCUAUCCCAGUUAAAGCAAAGAUUCUGUCGGACUGUAUAUUAUCAACUUUGGACGAGAGUGAAGUCACAAAUCUUCUCGAUAGUGCAGGAUGGUCUCGCAGCGAUUAUUUGAGAGGGUAUCGAACGAUGGUGAGCGUAACCACUUUGUGUAUUCCUCCUCGAAGAGAACUUAUUGGAUGA
Molecule: messenger RNA, 549 nt
Organism: Angiostrongylus costaricensis
Lineage: Eukaryota; Metazoa; Nematoda; Chromadorea; Rhabditida; Metastrongylidae
Source: the annotation of a GenBank genome assembly